Bactrocera oleae (olive fruit fly) is the source of this 3029-nucleotide messenger RNA. RefSeq names its product Pox neuro (gene Poxn). Gene Ontology annotation, biological process: anatomical structure development; regulation of transcription by RNA polymerase II. Gene Ontology annotation, molecular function: RNA polymerase II cis-regulatory region sequence-specific DNA binding; DNA-binding transcription factor activity, RNA polymerase II-specific. Lineage: Eukaryota; Metazoa; Arthropoda; Insecta; Diptera; Tephritidae. The record is from RefSeq and is a predicted model, not a curated record.
GUUUGUUGUUUAUUUUGUUUUACGUUUCGCUGUUCGCUGUUGGCUGUUGGUGGUGCGUUUGGUUGGUGGCGCUGUUUGUCUGAUUGAGCGAUGCCAAGUCAUUAGUUGAUAUUUUGACGGUCGAGUGACAGGGUGCGUUUCGGAACGGCAACAGUUUUUUUCUGCUUCAUGCGAUUUGAAUCGUCAGUGCUGAUUUGCUAAAUUAUUUGAUUCCUUUUGUGUUGAAAUGAUUUGUGCUCAGUUUAUAAAUUGCUUAUAAAGUUAUUGAGAGAAUCUAUUGUGAGUGACAUGAUAAAUGAAGUGAAUAAAGUGUGGCUUUGACUUACACACCAUAUUGAUAGUGGCAAAAUUAUUCGCACAUUAAUUUAAAACUACACUAUAUUGUGUUUUGGUGGCAACAAAUAGAAAAGUUCUACAAACUAAACUGCAGUUAGUAGUUUGAAAUACUUUAAUUACAGCAUCAGGAUACAUACAUUUUCAGCAUCAAAUGCACAUUAAAUGAGUUCGUGGAACAAGUAAAAAAUUUGUUAACUGCAAUAUUAGAGUGAAGCGAGAUUGCGCGCUGGAUUCUGGAGACACUUGCUCCGAGACAAAAAGCCAAGCAGUAACCGAACCCAAACAACAGCGAGCAGUAACAACAAGGCCUGCAAAUUAACUGAUAAACCAACGACUUUUCAGUUGAAGAUUAGACGCUCCAGCGCUACGCCAUAUGCAGCGCGCCACACUUUUUCAUAGCUCAACUGUGGAUUCGUGCGUGUAUAUAAAUCUCAACGACGACGCCAAACUGUAAUAAACGUUAAGAGUUAACGAAGGAAAAAAAAGUGGAAAUAAACACCAAAAUAGUUAAAAAAGAAGAAGAAAAUAGUUCAGUUCUAAUUUUAUUGCGCGAGUGAUUAAAGCGUAGCGAUAAGCGGCCAUUAAAAGUAUAACCACUGGCCCGAAAUAGAAGUAGUCGGAGAGCGGCGCUGUUGUUGUUGUUUGUGUUGGUGUUGAGUGCGUGAGUGAUUAUACAAACACUGGAUACGCUGCUGUCAAUCAGCUGCACCGACGCAUUGACGCAAGCCGCCGUGCAAAGACGUGGACGUGGUGGUGGUGGUGGUGGCGCCGCAACUGCUGGUGCUGGUGUUGUGGGCGGAAGGGGUGGCCGAAACAUUAGUCGCUGGACUGAGGUACCGCUGGGCAUAAAUACGCGUAAUAUGCCACAUACAGGACAAGCUGGUGUUAAUCAGCUGGGCGGCGUUUUCGUUAAUGGUCGACCACUGCCCGACUAUGUGCGCCGUCGCAUUGUCGAGUUGGCCCUGUUUGGCGUACGACCGUGCGACAUAUCACGGCAAUUGCUGGUCUCACAUGGUUGCGUUUCGAAAAUUUUGACGCGAUUCUAUGAAACUGGUUCCAUACGACCGGGAUCGAUUGGCGGCAGCAAAACUAAGCAAGUCGCCACGCCCACCGUGGUGAAGAAAAUCAUCCGCUUGAAGGAGGAGAAUAGCGGCAUGUUUGCUUGGGAAAUUCGCGAGCAAUUGCAGCAGCAACGCAUUUGUGAUCCCUCUUCAGUGCCCUCCAUCAGCUCCAUCAACAGAAUAUUGCGAAAUAGCGGUCUCUGGACCGAUGAGAUGACAUCGAGUCAACAAAAUGCUGCUGCUGCUGCGGCGGCCUCACAACAAAUGUCGUCUGUCGCCUAUUCAACGCAAGGUCAUCUCUAUGCGAAUAGCGCGGCCGCCGCCGCCGCCGCCGCUGCUGCUGGCAGUAGUAAUGCUCCCGGCUGUCCACCCACAGCCGACGGUACCAGAGUUCCCACGGCCACUUUAGUUCAUCGCUCAGCUCUACCGCCUUUGGGUUCUGCCCACCAUGCACAAGCUUCUUCACACCACGCUGCUAUCACCGCGCAUCAGCAUGUCAGCCCACCACAUCCGCUCAGUUUGCCCGCACAUUUUCGUUAUAGCUCUGCGGCAGCUGCUGCUGCCGCCGCUGCAGCGGUAGCCGCCAAUGAGAAUGCUAGAGGAAAUGUUACCGUAACGCAAGAAGCACGCCUAAUAGCAGCUGCCAGCGUUACGGGCACGAUCGGUGAUAUGCCCAUCAAACCAGCGCCUAAGCAUCCGAGCAGCGCGCAUAUGGCCGCAUUAAGCGCCGCUGGUAGCAGCAGUUCGGCACUUGCACAACUCUCAGCUACAGUUUCUUCGGCCGUAUCGAGUCAACUCAGCGCACAGGAUCUCACCUACACAGCAUUACACAAGCACUGGCUAUGGCAUCCCUCGCUACUCUACUACUCCACGCAGCAUGCGCAGGCCGCCACUCAAUUUUUACCCUACGCACAAGCACAGUGUCCAGCCUAUAUUCAUAGCGGUAGUGGCAGCAGCAGCAGCGGUAUUGGCAGCACACUUAGCAUCGAGGGCACCAUCGAUUUGGUGGCACACAGCGCCAGCGAUGCGGUUAGCGACUGUGAUUCGGGUAAAUCGUCGCCGGCGACCUCGCUAAACGCGGCACCAGUAGCAGGCUCCCUAAGCGGCAGAGAAUCAGCGCGAGGCAACGUAACCAAUUGCCGCAAGCGCAAUCCCUACUCCAUCGAGGAAUUGUUGAAGAAGCCAGAGAAGCGUAUGCGCUUGCAAGCUGCUAGUCCACGCAAGGAGGACGAAUCAAGUGGCAGCAGCGUCAGCUCGAGCGCUAGUAGCCGCAGCAGCUGUUGUGAUGACAGCUCCGAUGAGACACGCAGUCAACAGAACGAAACACUGGCCGCUGACGACUGCAAUGAUAAUGUAGAGGUUGUGAACUAACUUGACUAAUAGUGAGUGAUGGAGUGAGAGAGGAGAGGAAUAGGUGUGGCGUUAGAGAGUAUAUUCGAAAUAUUUAUUGAAAUGUUAAUUGUAAUUAAAUCAAAGACAAAUGAUAAUAUGAUUAAAUUAAAUGUGUAAAUGAACUCAAUUGUGUAUCUUAAAGAUAGUAAUGAAAUGAAAGAGCGCUAUAUAGUUAAAAUGGCUGCAUAGUUAAACGCUUAAUUUGUGCUUAGUUUUGUGAAUGGAUUCCCAAAUAAACCU